AUGAUUCCUAAUGGAUAUUUGAUGUUUGAAGACGAAAACUUCAUUGAGUCAUCUGUUGCCAAACUAAAUGCCUUACGUAAAAGCGGUCAGUUCUGCGACGUCCGUCUCCAGGUAUGCGGACACGAGAUGUUGGCACACCGAGCCGUGCUGGCUUGCUGCAGCCCCUACCUGUUUGAAAUCUUCAAUAGUGAUAGUGAUUCUCAUGGAAUUUCCCAUGUUAAAUUCGAUGAUCUCAAUCCAGAAGCUGUUGAAGUUCUGUUGAAUUAUGCCUAUACUGCUCAGUUAAAGGCUGAUAAAGAACUGGUGAAAGAUGUAUACUCUGCAGCGAAGAAGUUGAAGAUGGAAAGAGUUAAGCAGGUUUGUGGUGACUAUUUGCUCUCCAAGAUGGAUGUUCAGAGCUGCAUCUCGUACCGAAACUUUGCAAGUUGUAUGGGAGACUUGCGUUUGUUGAACAAGAUCGAUGGCUACAUUCAGGAACAUCUUUUGCAGAUUUCAGAACAGGAAGAAUUUCUCAAACUUCCACGGUUAAAGCUUGAAGUAAUGCUGGAAGACAAUGUUGGCCUACCCAGCAACGGCAAACUGUACACAAAGGUAAUCAACUGGGUACAGCGCAGCAUCUGGGAGAAUGGAGACAGCCUGGAAGAUCUAAUGGAAGAGGUUCAAACGCUGUACUACUCAGCUGAUCACAAGCUGCUUGAUGGAAAUCUGCUAGAUGGACAGGCUGAGGUGUAUGGCAGUGAUGAUGACCACAUUCAGUUUGUGCAGAAGAAGCCCCCACGUGAGAAUGAUCACAAGCAGAUUAGUAGCAGCUCCUCUGGAAGUCUUUCUCCGAACGCUACUGUUCAGAGUCCUAAACACGAGUGGAAAAUCAUUGCUUCAGAGAAGACAUCAAGUAACACCUACCUGUGUCUCGCCGUGCUGGACGGCGUGCUGUGCGUGAUAUUCCUGCACGGCCGGAACAGCCCGCAGAGCUCUCCCACCAGCACCCCGCGCCUGCUGAAGAGUCUGAGUUUCGAGCUGCAGCCGAACGAUGUCAUAGAGAAGCCCAUGUCUCCAAUGCAGUACGCCCGCUCCGGCCUGGGCACGGCCGAACUCAACGGCAAGCUCAUCGCCGCAGGUGGCUAUAACAGAGAGGAGUGCUUGCGCACAGUGGAGUGCUACGAUCCGCAGAAGGACGCUUGGACCUUCGUGGCGCCGAUGAGAACGCCGAGGGCUCGGUUCCAGAUGGCAGUUUUAAUGGGGCAGCUGUAUGUGGUGGGUGGGUCAAACGGUCACUCUGAUGACUUGAGCUGUGGAGAAAUGUAUGAGCCAGAAAUAGAUGACUGGACUCCUGUUCCCGAACUGAGAACUAAUCGCUGCAACGCAGGAGUGUGUGCCCUGAACGGAAAACUGUACAUUGUUGGUGGCUCAGAUCCUUAUGGCCAAAAGGGACUGAAGAACUGUGAUGUGUUUGAUCCCAUAACAAAAUCUUGGACGAGCUGUGCUCCCCUUAACAUCCGGAGACAUCAGUCCGCAGUGUGUGAGCUGGGUGGGUAUUUGUACAUCAUCGGAGGAGCGGAAUCCUGGAACUGCCUGAACAGCGUGGAGCGUUACAAUCCGGAGAACAACACCUGGACCCUGAUUGCGCCCAUGAACGUGGCUCGACGAGGAGCUGGAGUGGCUGUGCAUGACGGAAAACUCUUCGUUGGUGGAGGCUUCGACGGCUCGCACGCGGUGAGCUGCGUGGAGAUGUACGACCCUGCCAAGAACGAGUGGAAGAUGAUGGGAAGUAUGACCACUCCGAGGAGCAACGCCGGCAUUACGACGGUGGCAAACAGGAUUUAUGCAGUCGGGGGAUUCGAUGGCAAUGAAUUCUUGAACACGGUGGAAGUCUACAAUCCGGAGACGAACGAGUGGAGCCCCUACACCAAAAUCUACAAGUUCGAAGUGAAUUAAAUUCCCUUU
Messenger RNA from Tauraco erythrolophus (red-crested turaco), 1944 nucleotides. The record is from RefSeq and is a predicted model, not a curated record. NCBI's taxonomy places the organism in Eukaryota, Metazoa, Chordata, Aves, Musophagiformes, Musophagidae.